This is a messenger RNA of Benincasa hispida (wax gourd), 1772 nucleotides long. RefSeq names its product tubulin beta-7 chain. Gene Ontology annotation, biological process: microtubule-based process. Gene Ontology annotation, molecular function: structural constituent of cytoskeleton; GTPase activity; GTP binding. The record is from RefSeq and is a predicted model, not a curated record. NCBI's taxonomy places the organism in Eukaryota, Viridiplantae, Streptophyta, Magnoliopsida, Cucurbitales, Cucurbitaceae. Gene Ontology annotation, cellular component: microtubule.
CUGUUUAUCCCUCCCACCUUCUGAGUUCCAUUGGUUCAAUAACAGAAAUCCAACUCCCCCAAUUUUCCCGCUGUAGAUCUCGUCAUUUUUCCGUUUGUUUCCCGGGAAAAUCAAUCAAAGAUGAGAGAAAUCCUCCACAUCCAGGGCGGCCAAUGCGGCAACCAGAUCGGAGCCAAGUUCUGGGAGGUCAUUUGCGACGAACAUGGCAUUGAUCACACCGGCAAGUAUAGCGGCGACUCUGAGCUUCAGCUCGAGCGGAUUAAUGUCUAUUACAAUGAAGCCAGUGGCGGAAGGUAUGUUCCUCGUGCUGUUCUUAUGGAUCUUGAGCCUGGAACCAUGGAUUCCGUCAGAUCCGGACCCUAUGGCCAGAUCUUCCGUCCCGAUAACUUCGUUUUUGGUCAGUCUGGGGCUGGGAAUAAUUGGGCUAAGGGACACUACACCGAAGGAGCUGAACUUAUCGAUUCUGUUCUAGACGUUGUCAGGAAGGAGGCUGAGAAUUGUGAUUGCUUGCAAGGAUUUCAAGUUUGUCAUUCUUUGGGUGGAGGUACUGGAUCUGGAAUGGGAACACUUCUGAUUUCAAAGAUCAGAGAGGAGUACCCAGAUCGCAUGAUGUUGACAUUUUCUGUAUUUCCUUCUCCCAAGGUUUCAGACACAGUUGUAGAACCAUACAAUGCCACUUUGUCUGUUCACCAGCUUGUUGAAAAUGCUGAUGAAUGCAUGGUUCUUGACAAUGAAGCCCUCUACGAUAUUUGUUUCCGGACACUCAAGCUUGCUACUCCAACAUUUGGUGAUCUGAACCACCUUAUCUCUGCUACUAUGAGCGGUGUUACUUGUUGUCUACGUUUCCCUGGACAAUUGAACUCUGAUCUACGAAAGCUUGCUGUCAAUCUUAUUCCAUUCCCUCGUCUACAUUUCUUUAUGGUUGGUUUUGCACCAUUAACAUCAAGAGGAUCCCAACAAUACCGAGCCCUUACAGUGCCAGAAUUAACCCAGCAGAUGUGGGAUGCCAAAAACAUGAUGUGUGCUGCUGAUCCACGACAUGGGCGAUACCUUACUGCUUCAGCCAUGUUCCGUGGCAAGAUGAGCACGAAAGAAGUAGACGAGCAGAUGAUUAAUGUACAAAACAAGAACUCAUCUUACUUUGUCGAAUGGAUACCCAACAACGUGAAGUCCAGCGUCUGUGACAUCCCACCCAAGGGUCUGAAAAUGGCAUCGACUUUCAUCGGUAACUCGACUUCGAUUCAGGAGAUGUUCAGGAGGGUUAGCGAGCAGUUCACAGCCAUGUUUAGGCGCAAGGCCUUCUUGCAUUGGUACACCGGUGAAGGAAUGGACGAAAUGGAGUUCACGGAGGCUGAGAGUAACAUGAACGAUCUGGUCGCCGAGUAUCAGCAGUACCAGGAUGCAACUGCGGAUGAAGAGUAUGAAGAUGAAGAAGAGGAAAUCCCUGCUUGAGCCACCGUCCCCAGCAACGACCUUGGUUUGUUCGAAACUAUAAUUUGCUGUUGUUGACAUUUAUGUUUAAGUUUGUGAUGGUUAUGAUGAUGGUGUUGUUUCCUGUUGUCCAGCAGUUUGUAGAAGCUUUUUACAUGUUUUGAGCUGUAUGGAGUGAGUGAGGGUUCAUGUAAUGUAAUCAGAGCUGGGUUUUGGAUAUAAUAUUUCUUUGUUUGAUUUAGAAUGAUUGAUAUUUGUAUUUAGUAGGUGGGCAUAUUUUAAGUUGGAAAUUUGUUUCAUUGUCUUCUAUCUUGAUAUAAAUUAAACAAUUGUUGCUUGGA